Molecule: messenger RNA, 9994 nt
Organism: Hypanus sabinus (Atlantic stingray)
Lineage: Eukaryota; Metazoa; Chordata; Chondrichthyes; Myliobatiformes; Dasyatidae
Gene: jph3b
Product: junctophilin 3b
Exons: 6
Coding region: 6427-8673 (748 amino acids)
Biological process (GO): regulation of synaptic plasticity
Cellular component (GO): endoplasmic reticulum membrane; junctional membrane complex; plasma membrane
Source: RefSeq, a predicted model, not a curated record
UUCUCACAUAUGUUGAACUAGUGAAUCCUGUUUCUGAACCUACUGGAGAUACUCAGAAUUCAUGGGAAGUAACAUCUUUGAAUCUGAAGACUCACAGCCGUAGUAUUGACAGAUUUGAUUCAGUUAUUGUCUGUAAUGGCUUUAGGCCAUGUUAAGAAGCCAGGAAAAUAACGUGUCUAGAGAAGUUAGAGAUCUUUCUUGGAAUGGCUUGGGUGUGGCAAAGUAAUCUGUUCAUUAAGUUUUCUUUCAACUUGAUGGAAAAAUAUCUAAAAUCUGCUUCUACAAAACUAAAGCUCACAUUAUUAACAGCUGGUGGUUGCAGUUUAUGUCUCAGAAUGGGUUACUGGUAGUGUGCUGCAGGGGUCAGGGACUCCUGUUAUUUGUUAGUUGGAUAAAUGAUUUGGAAGCAAAUGAACAAAAAUUGAUCAGUAAUCAAAUAAAUCAGUCCAUCAGUACUAAUCAACAGUUUUUGAACCUGGUCCUCUGUACCUUUCUCCUUUACUUCCUCAUUGAGAGAUAACAGCCAGUGCAGAUCGCAAAUAAUAUCUCCUCCUUGCUGACAACCAGUACAGGCACACCUCAAGGAUGCGUGUUUCACCCACUGCUCUACUCUGCCUUAACACAUGACUGUGUGGCUAAGCACAACUCUUAAACACCAUUUAUAAAUUCACCAAUGAUACUAUAUUUCAUUAGGAGCUUGAAAAGAUUUGGUAUGUCACCAAAGACUCUAGCAAAUUUCUACAGAUAUACCAUGGGGAGCAUUCUAACUGGUUGCAUCACCAUCUGGUAUGGUGGGACCACUGCAUAGGAUCAGAAAAAGCUGCAAGAAGUUGUAAACUCAGCCAGCUCCAUCAUGCGCAUGAGCCUCCCCAGCACCAAAGACAUUUCGAAAGGCGAUGCCUUAAAAAGGUGGCAUCUUUCUUUAAGGACUCCUGUCACUCAGGAUAUGCCCUCUUCUCAUUGCUACCAUCAAGAAGGAGGUACAGGAUCCUGAAGACAUGCACUCAACGUUUCAGUAACAGCUUCUUCCCCCUCAACCAUCGGAUUUCUGAAUGGACAAUGAACCCAUGAACACCUCAGUAUUUUUCCGUCUCUUUUUGCACUACUUAUUUAAUAUAUUUUUAUAUAUACAGUACUGGAGUUUAUAUUACUAUGUAUAGCAUUGUAAUGCUGCUGCAAAGCAACAAAUUUCACAACAUUCAGUAUGCCAUGGAUAAUAAAUCUGAUUUCUCAAUCUCACUGUGCAUGCAUACCAGUGAAUGACAAUAAACUCAAACUUGAACUUAAAUGAAAAAAAGUACAAGGAUGUUCCUGAAGCUGGAGGGCUUGAGUUAAGAAGAGAUACUGGAUAAACAGAAGCUUUUUUCCAUGGACAGUAGAAGGCUUAAGGAGUGAUCUUACAGAGGUAUAUAAAAAGUUGUCCCUUAGGUUCCUUGUAAAUCUUUUCCCUUCAUCCUAAACUUGUGCCCCCUAAUUUUGGACUCCCCUACCCUGGAAAAGACUGUUGCCAUCUACCUUAUCUAUACCUCUCAUAAUUUAAACAUUUCUGUAAGGUUGCUGCUCAUUCUCCUAUGUAAGAAUAAAGCCGUGGCCAGGCCAAUCUCUCCCUACGCCUCAGGCCUGGCUAGGGCUUUAUUCUUUAGAACAUAGGAGAAUGAGCAGCAACCUUACAGAAAUGCCUAGACUGCAACAUUAUUGUAAUACUUUUUUCUGCAUUCUUUCCAGUCUUUCCUCCAAAAAAAUUACAAAGAACUCCGAAGUGCAGUGUCACCAAUGGCUAAUGUAACUGCAACAAAAUGUCCUAACGACAAUACUCAGUGCUCUAACAGAUGAAGGUCAGCUUAUUGAAUGCCUUCUUCAUCACCAUGUCUACCUGCCACACUGCUUUCCAUGAACUAUGUAAUUGUAGUCUGAGGACCUGUGUCUUAUUACUCCCCAGUGCUCUACCAUUCAUAGGUCAAAUCUGACACUAGUAUGACUUCAAAGUGUGUCAUCUAACACUUAUCUGUAUUGAAUUCCAUUUGCUGCUCCAUGGCCCAAGUUAAAAAGCUUCAGUCUAUCCAACUGAUAAAGAUCCCUCUGUAAUCUAUCAUAACCUUCUUCACCAUCGACACCUCCCAAUUUCAUGAUAGAAUGUGACUCAGGUUUAUUAAUGCUGACAUGUCAUGAAUUUUGCUUUGGGCAGCAGUACAGUGCAAUACAUAAAAUUACUAUAAAUUACAAUAAAAAUAUAUAAAAAAUAAAUUAGUGCAAAAAGGGUGCAAAAUAGUGAGGUAGUAUUCAUGGACACUAGAAAUUUGAUGGUAGAAAGGGAAGUAGCAGUUCUUAAAAUGAUGAAUGUGCAUCUUCAUGUAUUGGAUGUGGAGGCUCUUGGAGUGGUAGGUGAAGACAAGAGGAACCCUAUCCCUGUUAAGGCAGCAGGAAGAUAGGGUGAGUUCAGAUGUCUGGGAAAUGGAGAAGGUGGAGGAAGGGAAACCCCGUUCUUUUAAGGAGGAGGACAUCUUUGAGGUCCUGGAAAGCCUUAUUCUAGGAACAGAUGUGGUGCAGAUGAAGGAACAGGAGACGGGGGUGGAAAGAGGUAUAGUCAACUUAUCCAUGGGAAUUAGUAGAUUUAUAUAUUUAAAAAAUUGGUAGACAGUUACAAAAUAACGUUCCUCUGGACCAAAGUUCACAACUCAGUUCACGUAACUCACACACAACAGAUGAAGUAAUAUUACCACAAAUAAAUAGACAAAUGAAAUGUUUUCCAGAAGCUAUAUUCCAUUUACUAUAACUAUAAUAGCGCCUAAGCUGGUAUUCAAUAACGUUAUCUAUAUACUGCAUGGCUUACCUUUGAUUGAUCAUCAGAAUGGAAUAGGACUAUUGUGUUGGAGGAUAAUAUCCUUGGACUUUGUAUUGUUCCUUGUGGUGAAAAAAUUAAAAUUAGUUUUUCUUAUUACAGCAUACACAGAUUAUAAUUAAAUAAUAAGUUACCUCUUGAUGUUUACUUUUGGGCACUGUCAGAAAUUCACAAGGCUUCUGAUAAAUAAGUAUUUCAACUAGUUGGGUUGGGAUUCAUCAUUAUAGCUGAACGGCCAACUAUGUUCAUUUAUUCAGUUAAUGUUUGUAAGUGGCAUUCACCAGCAUCUUCUAAUAAUCAUGGACUCUUUUGCUAUUUGAAUUCUACCAACCAGAAGAGACAAUUGUUGACUGCAGACAAUACGUUCUGUAGUACCUGGAACAAGAAUUACAUUAUUCUCAGGAAGACUUAACUGGUGCAAUUUCAUUAAAAACAAACUGUAACCUGUUUGUCUGUUAAUUCCUACCACUUCUCUGAACCUCAUGCACGUUAAAGGAAUAAUUUAUUUUGUUAAAAUGGAAGUAAUUGCUUCACAUUGAAUAAUUUAUUCAAAUCUACUCACUUGCUCAAGAUCAAAGUUGAAGCUGUGUAUGCUCAUGUGGGUCAAAACUCUUCCUGUCUUUUUGUGAUAUAGGUGAUGAAACUCUUUUCCUGAUACAUUUACAGUUGCAUUGGUGUGUCUUCUGAAGUUGUGUAUUACCCUUCAAUUUCAUUACUUUUCUUGCCUAUUUCCAUCCUGCUCUCUCCCUUCACAUGGUUAAGCUAUGACUGUUCCCUUUUUCUAGAUCUCACUGUCUAUGUCUCAGGAGAAAGGUGAACUUUCAACAUCCAUUACAAACUUACUGACUCCUACAGCUGUCUUGUAUGCUCUUAAUACUACCCUGCCUGUAAGGACUGUACAAAAGUCCCAUUUCCUCCAUCUUCAUCAUAUUUACUCCAAUGAUUGAACUUCCCAUACAGAUCCCUCUGAAAUAGUUUUUAUUUCCUAACCACAGCUCUCCAUUGUUAACAAAGUCCUUGACCACAUCUUAUCCAUUUCUAAUCUCAACUCCUUCACCACCAGGAUAGAUUUCCCCUUGUCAACACCUUUCAUCCCACUAGCCUUCACAUUUAACAGUUCAUUCUCUGCACUUUAAAGAGAUUCCACCAUCAAAUGUUUUCCUUUUUCCUCCUCAAUAAUUUGCACAACUAUUCCCUUCAUGACUUCCUGGUCCUCUCUUCCAUUCCCAUGGGCCACCCCUUUAUAAGGCACUUACCUUUGUAAAUACAGGCAAUACAAAUCAAAGUCUUCUCACGUUUUUCCUUCCCACCAUCCAGUGACCCAGUCUUUACAGGUGAAGCAGCAGUUCACUUGCACUUCUUCUAAUUUAGUUUCCUGUAUUUGAUGUUCACAAUGAAGGAAUGCAGAUAGGGCAUUAACUUUGCAGAACACCUGUAUUUCAUCCAGAGUAGUGACCCUCAGCUUCCUGUUGUUGCCUGCCACUGUAGUUCUCCAUCCCACUUCCACUCUGAUUAUUGGCCUGUCCUGUCAGAGUGAAGCCAACAUAAUUUUUAGGAAUGGCACCUCACCUUCCUUCUGGAUGCAGUUUUGAAUUGUACAACUUAAGGUAACUUGAAGUUUCAGUCUGUGUCAAUCAUCCAUCCAUUUGUUUUAUUAGAAUGGCUUGCUUCUAUUCUCUGAGAAUGAAUUGCAAGCCUAGCCUGGCUCACUGGGCUUGUCUUCCUGCUCUACAUUUUGCAACUUCCACAUCCUCCCAUUUGCUCACUGACUGACCAGGUAACUUUGUUUGCAGCUUAUUCCUGUAGUUGUACCAUCCUCCCUGAUGGUUUUGUCUCUGGGUUCUGAGGAAGGGUCUCUACCUAAAUACUUAACUGUAUCUCUUCCCACAGGUGUGGCCUGACUGGCUAAUUAUUUCCAGCAUUUUCUGUUUUUUUUUGUUUAAAGUCUUUUAUUGUGUUCCAAAAUUGUUCAAAAUUAACUUUUUGUCAAUUGUAAAGAAAACGCGUGUCCAGAUGGUGUCUCUCCCGUUUACACUUUACCUCUAACAAAACAGACUAUCAAUCAGUUUGGAUGAUUGCCAACACAUCGAAUUUGAUAAGCUUUGAAAAUAUACACGCAAGAACAAAUUGCACACUAUCAAUACAAAAAAGGGAAAAAGAGGUUAAAUAUAGAGGACUGUGGGUUAACAUUCCUAAGGAAAAGUUAUUAUUUUAAGCCAAUAUGAUUUGCUGACAAUAGGCCGGAAGGGAAACAGUAGACCUAAUUAGACUGCGAAUUUCAGGCGACACACCACGAACACAUUUUUUUGAUUAAAGCCAAUGUCAAACCCCCCCCCCCCAAAAAAAAAACAAAGCCAGCAUUGCACCGGAGAAAAAUUAUAAUUUGCAGAUAAUGUAACAGCCAAACAGCCGGCCAACUAGAAUAAUCUUAUUCCGCCUCAAGGCCGCUUUGUCCUUAUUGAUUAAUGCAUCAUUUAGCAACGUGCAAAUCCACACACAUACAAUGUAUUCGGAACUUGUUUAUGCAAUCGACGGGUAUAUAAGUCAUUAAAAGAAGUAAGCAGAAAUACUAUGGUACUGUAUCCACAAAUGCAACCUGCCGUUCUCAACACCAAUUGUAUCAUCUGGUGAUUGUACCCACAGUAUUUCAAUAAAUAACAUAUUGUCUUUUAUUGGACCCUCCCUUCUAAUUGAUGCGAAAGCAGUGAACGUCCAGCUGUACAAUAACAAAAUGUGAAUCAAUUCGACGUCAAAAAUACUAAAUAUUAAAUGUAAAGCUAGACGAACUUAUUUCAAAAUAACAUUUUCACGUUAUGUAUGUAUAUACACACACAUAUACAUAAAAUAAACCAUUGAUACAAGAUUUAAGUAUAAUACCAAAUUUCCGAUGUAAAUGAUCGCAGGAGCCCCAUUUUCGACAUAACUAGCUGGCGCUGAUCAUUUUCUGAAGGCUCGGCGUGGCUUUGAAAUAUCCGAUGUUGAGAGAUUAGCCUGGUCUCUACAGCAGUAACAGAUCCGAGCAAUGGGAUUCUCUAAGAGUGCAUGAAUGUUACGCAAGUUCCUGCGCCUUCAAUUUAUCGAGAAGGGUUGAGAGGAGACCUGUUCCCUUUAACGGGGUUUUAUAAACAGAGCCAUCAGGAAGGACUCAGGAGCGGGAGAGAGUGCAUCUCCGCAAUCCCUUGAUUCAGCAACAUCCACUCCAGACUGCUCAGAAUACACAAGCAUCCUCCCUCCAGCAUAAGAGCAAUGGUGCAAGAUUGGAAAAAAACAUCAGGUCUGUUGUUUUUCUCUUGAGGUGUAGAGACGCAUUGCUGUGCCAAAAGGCGUAAUCCUAACCAACUGAAUAUCGGCGAUUCUUUAGAAGAUUUCCUUAUAAAUAUGCCAGCAUUUCUGAAUAAUUAUCGAAGACGGUCGAAUCCCAGAUGACUGGAUUUUGCUAGUAACCAACCGUUGGUUAAUUUUUAGUGGACCCGUCACGUUUGUUGAAGGCGUUGCUUGUCUUUUUUUUCUUUCUUGUUUGUUUUUGUUUUGUCCGAUUUAGUAGUCCAAACGCCUUCUUGCUCUGAAUUGUGAUCCUCAUUUCAUGCAUGUCCAGGGGUGGCAGGUUCGAUUUUGAUGAUGGAGGGUCGUAUUGUGGAGGUUGGGAAGAUGGCAAGGCUCAUGGACAUGGCAUCUGCACCGGCCCAAAGGGGCAAGGAGAGUACGCGGGAUCUUGGAGCCAUGGUUUCGAGGUGGUGGGUGUAUAUACCUGGCCAAGUGGUAAUACUUACCAAGGGACAUGGGCACAAGGAAAGAGACAUGGUAUUGGAGUGGAAAGCAAGGGAAAGUGGGUCUACAAAGGAGAAUGGUGCCAUGGAUUCAAAGGACGAUAUGGGGUCCGGGAGAGCAUUGGCAGCGGAGCCAAGUAUGAGGGGACCUGGAACAAUGGGCUACAAGAUGGAUACGGAACAGAGACCUAUAGAGAUGGAGGUACCUACCAAGGUCAGUGGGUUGGAGGAAUGCGACAUGGGUAUGGUGUGCGUCAAAGUGUUCCCUAUGGGAUGGCUGCUGUUAUCAGGUCUCCUCUUAGAACUUCUAUUAACUCUCUAAGAAGUGAACACAGUAAUGGUACAGCAAUGCACCCAGACACUCCAGCUGGUAGUCCUGCAGGGUCAAGGGGGGGCUUUGUUCUCACUAUGCAUAGUGACAAUGAUCUUCUUACAGCCAAAAACAAAAAAAAGGGAAUCUUUCGCAGAUCCCUUUUGAGCGGGCUGAAACUCCGGAAAUCCGAAUCCAAAAGCUCCUUGGCCAGCCAAAGAAGCAAGCAGAGCUCAUUCCGAAGUGAAGCUGGAAUGAGUACAGUCAGCUCCACGGCCAGUGACAUCAACUCCACAAUUAGUUUUGGUGAAGGGGAAACAGAUUUGUCAGUCAUUGAAGAUGAUAUAGACGCAACGACAACAGAAGUGUAUGUGGGAGAAUGGAAGAAUGACAAACGUUCCGGCUUUGGGUUAAGCCACCGAUCUGAUGGCCUGAAAUUCGAAGGGGAGUGGCUCAGCAACAAGAGACAUGGUUAUGGAUGUACAACCUUUCCAGAUGGAACAAAAGAAGAGGGCAAAUAUAAACAAAAUGUAUUGGUGAGUGGGAAGAGGAAGAACCUGAUUCCUCUACGGACAAGUAAGAUUCGAGAGAAAGUGGAUAGGGCAGUGGAAGCAGCUGAACGGGCUGCAGCUAUUGCCAAACAGAAAGCUGAGAUUUCUGCAUCCAGGACAUCUCAUGCCAGGUCAAAAUCGGAGCUUGCUGAUACAGCUGCUCAAAAAGCUCAGGAUGAGGCGCAGCUUGCCAGGGUCACUGCCAAAGAGUUCUCACCGUCCACACAACAACCAGGCAAUGGAAUUGAGUAUCAAAGGCCAACACUCCAGAAUUCAGCUGAGAAUGAGAUAGACAGAAUUUCCUCAGAAAGUCCCCCCCUGGAGGAGAGUCCAGAGCUCUACAGGAAAGGAACAACUCCUCCAGAUCUCACCCCAGAACUCAGCCCUGUGCCAAGCCGGUCAUCCACCUCACCAUCCAACUCACCACCAAAGUACAGGAAAAAGAACGCAAGGCUUGUUCGACAGAUGAACACGGAAUGUGACAAGGGACAAGACAUUCAGGUGUUGCUGGAAGGAGGAAGGGGUGAAUAUCCAAGGUCUACCCACUGGAACGAUAAGCAGCGAUCGGGCAAUCGUAGAGGAGGAAGCAGAGGCAGCAGCAGCUUAAAUACAGCUUCAAUAUCUGAGGAGAUCAGGGGAAGAGGUAAUGAAUGCAAAUAUAAUCACAGACCCACUGACAGAAAAGGGACAGAGUCUCCAACUUUCUCAUGGACAUCCUAUCGGUUGCAUAAUCAUGAUUCAAGUAACCAGCUGCAUGAACAGGAUGAAGAAAAACUUAGUAAUUAUGAAAUGGAAAUGAAGCCCCUACAACGCAUGGAUUCCUAUGUACAAGACACAUUUUCAGAACAACACUACAGUAACCUCAGCUCCAGAAACAUGAUGGAAGACUACCAUCCAGAUUUCCUUAGCUAUGGAGUGCAGAGGCUAAAGCCCACAAUGCAAAAUAAAGAGAACUACAUACUUAUGUCUCCCUCUGAGCCCAAUGUCCAGAGGCUGGAGAACCUAAGAAUGAAUGUAAAGCUAGAGUCUCGAUCAAGGCAUGACAUUAGUACAUCACCAAAUUCAAAGUCAAUCAAUAUAUCACAGUCUGAAGAAGAAACAAUGGUUCAAUAUAAAUCUAAUUCAGGCUCCAAUCCCAUUCUGGUUGCUAUGGUGAUUUUGCUAAACAUUGGUGUCGCCAUUUUGUUUAUUCACUUUUUUAUUUGAAUGCCUAUUUGUCAACUUAACUAAGUGAAAACACAAACUGUGUAAAAGAAAACUGAUGUACUUCAAUAUGAAAAAGUCUGAGAACAUGGUCAAGUUCUUCACAUUUUGCCUUUCCUAGAUACGAAUACUGGAUUUUAGUCAAAGUUAAUGGCAUAAAUAAAAUAGCUCUGUGGCAUGACAGAAUGGUAAAAUAUGCUUCCCCAUUACUUCAAUGAUUUAAUAUGCAUUGUUUGAAGAAAAGAACUGUAGACAAACUAGCCAGAAGGUAAUGUUAUCUUAGUUCUGGCAUCAAGGAAAUGAAAAAAAAAAUUUGGUUAUCCAUGAGGAUUUAUUCUGAAUGUACUCAAGAUGCUGUAGUUAAUGUAUUUUUCUUUUGGUCUACUCAAGUCAAUUUUCAAAACUAUAAUGUUCUAAUGUUUGUUGUUGUGGAUACAUUCAUAAUAUUUUGAUUAAAAUGAGCUGAAAAACACAGUAAUUAUACCAUAAAAACCAUUAGGUUCAAUUACAAGCCUAUACAAUUAUUUAAUAACUUUAAUCAGUUCUUUUUUUAGAAAAGAUAUUCUUCUGAAGACUGCUGUAGUUUGAAAGGUGAGAGAGGAUAUAUUAAUCUUUAGUAUUACUGCACCAAAACAAAAAUCAGACCCUGCAAAUGGCUGUUCAGCUCUUUCUGAGGAUGUGAAAGAAGAAAUGUUCCUUGCUCCAAAUGAAACCUUUUCUAUAAUUCUAUUUUGUAAUAUUCAAUAUUUUAAAUUUUAAUGAAAACGAUUUUCCUGACAUGAAAAUAUACACAUCUUGAAAGUCACAAAAACAAUUCAGCACUUAAGGAGUUAAUUCUGAGUUCAAGAAUUUGUGCCUUUUGCAUCUAAUUUUUAACAGAUAUAUUUUCUCAAUUGUUUUUCAUGGUCCUCCAAUGCGGGACUGCUUCCAAAGCUGUAAGUGACAUGAAAUGUUGAAACGGUUAUUUAAAAAAAACCUUGUAAAUAUAAGGCAAGCUGUGGAAUUAAGAAGAUUUGACUUUGCCUUUGAGAUAGAGAUUUGAUAAUUAAGAAAUUAGAGAAUUCAACAAAAAGGGAAAUUGUUUCUUUAUUCAAUAUCAAUCCAAUUGAAAUUUAGCUUUAGUUAAUUCAAACAAGUAGUUAAGUGCAAACUCUCCCAUAGCUAGUUCUCAAAUAUUGAUGUCCAUCCACAAUACACAUUUGUAAAUUAUUAAUAAAUACAUAUUAUUUCUUGAUCCCUAAUAAUAGAAGAUAUGAUUAUUGUAAUUUAUUGUUCAUAAAACAAUGGUUCCUAAAUGUUGUCAAUAGCUUAAAAUAAGGCAUAA